Molecule: messenger RNA, 1246 nt
Organism: Pocillopora meandrina
Lineage: Eukaryota; Metazoa; Cnidaria; Anthozoa; Scleractinia; Pocilloporidae
Source: the annotation of a GenBank genome assembly
AUGUCCAGGGUAAAUGACACUGGUCAUGUGAAGGGACGACUGCGUCCGUUGGAGAAGAUUUCUUUCGUUUUAGAGCUUUAUAAGUUGAACAAGAAGGUUUCGAGUUCUCUCGACAACAGACCUGUUCACUUAUGGAAAAUUGUGUCCUUUUUUGACACUUGUUCGCGUGCCAUUCUGGCCAAGGUUUUUCACAAAGUUGAACUGCGCUGUUCCUGUUGGUUUAGGUUUUUCAUCUUUCUUAAUCAAGGCUGUAACUUUGUUUUUGCUAAUUGUUAGGUUGUGUUAAUGUCUGAGCUGACUGUGUCCUAGACGUGGCGUUGCCUAUUUUAUAUCCGUUUACAUGUAGUUUGUGGAGCCUUUGGGGGUUUAAAUGAUCUACUAGAGAAAGUAGUGUUUGGAUAUAAAUGCAGUUAUUGCGCGUUAGUUAUUUAGUUUUCCUUGUAGGUUAUUCGCCAGGCCUUUGUUUAGAAGCAACUUCGCAUGCCUAUUUUGCCUCGGGAGGUAGGUGUAGUUUCUUACUAUGAUGCAGCCUGCAGACAUUGAGUCAUAGGCAUAGGACCGCUUAUCAGAAUUGCUGUCAUCGCUUGCGUCACAAUUACUAAAGCCGCUAUCCUGUAGUUGAAAAAUUUUGGCGAUAUGAUUUUUUUUCUUGCAGGUUGUAAUUGCAAGUAAAGCAUGGAUGGUACUCCCUCCUGCUAUUAGACCGGAUUUCAAUUCAGGGCGGAUUCUACUGUGAAGAAAUAUCUUAACGAGGAAAUAAACAAGUUUUUGCUGUGGUGUGAAACUAUGAAAACUGCGCUACAAUUGCCUUUUUCUUCCUCUGUUGUCACCUUUUAUCUAUUUGGCUUAGAUCAACAGCUUGGGUCCCCGGCCGCAAUGGUUUUGGUGCAUGCUGCACUUUGUUCCUGAAGAUGGUCCCAAUCCUUUGGAUAACGCUUUUUUCAAGAACUUGAUUGCGUGCGCCAAGAGGACAAGGAGCAAUCCAGUUAACAAGAAAAAGCUCAUGGACCCUGCCAUGAUUAGAAGCAUUAUUGGCAGGCACGGGGCUGAGGAAGCACUUUUAAAGGACUUUCGUAUCGCCGCAAGAAGUUCUUUAGGCUUUGCAGGGUUUUUUCGUUUUAACGAGUUGGCUAAUAUUCAGCCAAAACACCUAGCGAUUUUCGAUGGUUUUGUUAAAAUUUUUGUGCCAAGGAAUAAAAUGGAUGUAUAUAGAGAGGGCAACUAUGUCUAUAUCGCUAAGUUAUAA